ACAGCUUAACACGCUAAGCGACAGUGCUGCGAAAUAAGUACAAAAUAUAUAUGUAUACCGUGCUCUGAUGUGUCAUGCAGUGAUAUCGUUGUUGAUAAGAAUUUAUUUUUAAAUUUGCUCAUAUAUUGCUUAUAAAUUUGCCUGCAAUUAAGUGCAUGCAAUAAAAUAUUAAACAAAUAAUUCAAAGUAAAUCCUACUAGCUACGCACAACUGACACUUAGGCACAAUAUGUCCAAAUCAAACAUUUUGCAAUUAAAUACCUAUUGUAUUUUUAAAAUACUCGAUCAGAUUAGAAUCAAUUGUGAAACAUCUAAAAUAAGGGAUAGAUUGGAUAUAUUUACAUACGCAGAUCUCGUAAGUUUUGCGCUUGCCUGUGAAUGGUUUCGCGAUGCUGUUUGGGUAUGGGACCCCCGUUUUUACGAACGCCUCGAGAUCGAGCAAACUUAUUUAAAUAGAUCUUCAUAUGUCAUCGUUGAUUUUGCCAAACAUUAUAAGCUACUGCAGCAUUCAAAGCAGAAAGAUAAAGAUACAUUUUGGAAAACGUUCAUGGAUGCACUUAGAUUCAAUACCAACUUAGAAGGUGUCAGAUUGAUUUAUAAUAUUAAAGAUAUGUAUUACAGUGAGCAUGGUACUAUAUUCGACAUGCUCAUACGUGCACUGCAAGACAAUUGCAGUAACAUUAAGUCAUUGGUAAUUGAUAUGUUAGGUAUGUUUUGUAUAAGCUAACUACAAAAUUAUAGGUACACAACUAUCUUUUGCACUUCCAGGGUAUUCCAUAAGUAGUUUGCAACAGUUCCGUAACCUUGAGCACCUUCAAUUAAAUGUAAGAGUCGAUGCUAUGGAGUUGGUUGAGUACUGCGAAUCCAAUCCAAACUUGACAAGAUUGGAGGUAAUGAGUAAUGAUAUUUAUGGAAAGCUAACUGACAUUAUGCCGUAUUGCAAUCAAUUGGAGACACUCGCAUUUAAAGUGAAGAGUGACUUUGACGACUCUGAAUAUACACCGGUAGCUAAAUUGCCAAAAUUAUGUGAUCUGCGAAUAGAAGGAAAUCACGAAGUUGGUUCCCUGAAUACGCUUUUCAAUGCAUUAGCUAAAAAUGAACAAACAAAUCUUACAAAGCUUAAGAUUGAUAAAGCCAACAUCGAUUAUGAUGAGAUUGCCGAAGUGUUAAGAAUACAAACACUACAAAAAUGCAGGUUCAACGGAAAUAAGGGCCUUGUUAUAAAAAUUGACUCAAUAAGUUUCGAUCAAAGGUUGGCAAAACUAACUUUAUACUUUAAAAAGGAACUUGACGCUGCCAAUUUGGCUGAUUUGGGUAGUUUAAUAAAUAUAACAAACUUACUCAUUGUUGGAAGGCACAAGAUCGGUACAUUAGCAAAACUCUUUACGAGGAUAGCUGAGCGAAAAUCGCCGAAGCUUGAACAGUUGAUAACUUUGUCAGAUAUGGAAUUUGAUGAAGAUGGAGAUAGUGAUGAAGAUAUUCAGUUCAAUUUUUUCUCGGAGCCAAUUACUUACCUGAAUAAUGAAGAGAUCAUCGAGGUCUUAAAAAUAAAAUCUCUAAAUGUUUUAGAUUGUCAAAUCGAUGAUCAUCGGGCUAUUGAAUUUCCAACCCGAUUGGCUAAAGUUAAAAGAAUAUCCAUAAAAAAAUGCGGAGGCGGAUCCUUGGCAAAUCUUUUCCAAGCAUUUGCAUUACAAGAAUGCGCGAAACUUACAAUUUUAUCCAUUUCGGGUUUCCCACUCGAUCACAAUGAGAUUUUUGAAAUUGGAAGAAUUCAAUCUUUAGCUCGGCUGACUUGCGGAUUUAUCGAUUUGAAAAGCAUUAAUUAUCUGACACCACUGAAUAAUCUCGAAAUACUUAAGAUAAACUCACAGCAUCAGCUCAACAAAGUUUCGGAAGCAGUUUUGAAUCUGUUCAUAUCAUGUAAUGGGAAUAUUAGUAUACUUUAUGAAAACAAUUGCAUAAGUAUGGAUAAAAAUGGGCGAGCACUAACCAUAACAAUGCGUGAAAGUACAUGUUCUGCAGAUUUUGAACCUCUAUCAAAUAUGCCCAAAUUACCAAUUCUAAUAAUAGAUGGAAAAUAUAAGCUAAACUCACUAGCCCCACUGAUAAAAGCAUUUGCCACAAAACGAUCUACGGUUCUUCAGAAAUUGUGUAUUGAAAUCGAUCCCAUUGAUUAUAAUGAAGUUAAGCAAAUUUCUCAAAUUAAAACCUUAAGGUAUUUAGAAUGCGAAUUCUCCGAUCUUGAAAGCAUUAAACUCUUGCGACAUUUAGCCAAUCUUGAAGUAUUGAAAAUACAUUCGGAGCACGAUCUGCGUGAUAUAGCAGAAGGUGUUCUAAAUGUUUUUAUGGGAGGGGCAAAUGAAAUAUCUGUUUUUUGUUUGUGUCGAGAGAUUACGUUUAAUAAAAGUCUCCGUAAGCUUACAAUUUCAAACAUUUCCUACUUUUGUGAAGUCUUCGACGCCCAAGAGUAUGUUGUGCUAGCUGAACUGCCAAAUCUUGGCACGUUGCAUAUAAAAGGAGAGCACAAAAUAGGCUCAUUCAAAUAUUUCUUCCAAGCACUUGCUGCAAGAGAAUGCUCAGCUCUUCGGGAGAUAAGCGUAAAUAGACGGAAUGAUGUGUUAGGACAUUUUCGAAUACAAACAUUUAAUUAUGAAGAAUCAAAAGAAUUAGUCAAAAUAUUGACCCUAAAGAAACUAAAAUGCGGCUUUUCAGACGGGAAGAGCCUUGAGCUCUUGUCGCUGCUAACAGACCUUGAGGAACUUGAAAUAACAACCUAUCCAGAAGGUUCCCUCAUACAGUUCCUGCACUCAUUAGUUUUACGAGAAUCGUCGAAACUUCAAUGCUUAGUCAUAAAAGGCAAAUCUCUUACUUGUGAAGAAACUGCCCAUGUGGCAAGAGUUAAGUCCCUAAGGAGAUUAGAAUGUGGAUUCGUCGAUGGAAAAAAUAUUGAAUUACUGGCCCAACUGAAUCAAUUGAAAGAACUUAUAAUAAGGAAUCUUGAACGAGACUCAAUGUCGCGACUCUUUCAUGUGUUUGCUGCUACAGAACCCAAAACUCUUCAACUCUUGAAUGUAAAAAGUACACCCAUAUCAUAUAUUGACACUGAGGCUAUUGUGCAAAUUCAAAGCCUACGAAGCUUGCAUUGUGAAUUCGCUGAGAUAAAAAGCAUAGAACUUUUAGUUAAAUUACCACAGCUUAAAGACCUUACCAUUAAAUUUGAUGAGUCUGAAGGUGAAGAAAUCAAACGUCUCGCGCAGUUAAAUAUGUUAACUGAUCUUCAAAUAACAUCACCAAACGUUGGAUCACUUACUGAACUCUUCAAAGGAAUAUCGCUAAAGCCAACCAAGCCAAUCUUACAAAGCCUGGUUAUUCAAGAUAAUAAUGUAGACCUAGAAGAGUUUCAAGAAAUAAUAAAGGUGAAAUCCCUACGACGACUAAAAUGUGGGUUUAUCGACAAAGAAUGCUUUCAAGAAUUGCGAUAUUUCGAAAAUCUAGAAGUGCUUGAAAUAACAUCAUAUCAUAACUCUGAUGAAAUUUCGCAAAUCCUUUUGCGGAUUUUCCAAUUUUGCUUCAAGCUAAAAGUCAUAGAUUUACGUUAUGGCACUCAAUUCGUUAAUCUGCAGUUCUUUAGAGAAGCUUUAAAGAUUCUCAGAGAAAUAAGAAAUCCAAUUGAACAGGGUCCACUACAGUUGCGCAUUCCAUUCUUUGAAGGCCUAACGCUGGAGCAAAUUGAGAUAGCUGAUGAAGCGUAUUUGAUUAUAUCUAGAUUUAUAGAUGAUUCAUAAUGUGCUUACUUUUAAGAUUGAGCUAGAAUUUAGUUUCGCACGUUAUUUAUUGUAAAUAGAUUAUAUUUACUCGAUCUUAUUUUAAUUACAUUACAAUGUUUAAAAGGAGAUCAAAUAAUAUAUGCUGUUUGCUUCUGAGCUUGUGUUGACACAUAAUCUAAUUA
This is a messenger RNA of Drosophila virilis, 3948 nucleotides long. RefSeq lists its product as uncharacterized. Gene Ontology annotation, cellular component: Cul2-RING ubiquitin ligase complex. The record is from RefSeq and is a predicted model, not a curated record. NCBI's taxonomy places the organism in Eukaryota, Metazoa, Arthropoda, Insecta, Diptera, Drosophilidae.